Molecule: messenger RNA, 4947 nt
Organism: Carassius auratus (goldfish)
Lineage: Eukaryota; Metazoa; Chordata; Actinopteri; Cypriniformes; Cyprinidae
Product: unconventional myosin-Ic-like
Exons: 31
Coding region: 382-3468 (1028 amino acids)
Biological process (GO): actin filament organization; endocytosis; actin filament-based movement
Cellular component (GO): microvillus; myosin complex; actin cytoskeleton
Molecular function (GO): actin filament binding; ATP binding; microfilament motor activity
Source: RefSeq, a predicted model, not a curated record
GAGAGAGAGAGGGCGGGUGCCGGCUGCUAACACCCGCUUCAAACCAUUACUGAGUACGUGUUCUGUGGCACAGUACUCACAUUAAAAUAGAGCAUUACUAUCUGUUUUUAAACACAUUAAUUUUCUCCAGCAGUCGUUUUUACUACAUCUGCUUAAGUGACCCAGACAGCUGUAAAAGCGACCUUUCAGUGUCCAACUGAGGUAAAGAUCUCGUCGGUGGGAUUCACACAGAUUACAGCUCAAGUUUGAGAACAAGUUUCCCAUCACUGCUGGGGUUCUCUUACCCAAUUAUAACACUGAGCGACCGGUACUUUUGGACGUUGCGGGAUUUGAAGUUGGCGUGCUUUAAUCAAGGCUGUGGGCAGUGACGGAAUCCGGGUCAUGAUGGAGAGCGCCCUGACAGCCAGGGACCGGGUGGGCGUGCAGGAUUUUGUCCUGCUGGAGAACCACACCAGCGAGGUGGCAUUCAUCGAGAACCUCCGCAAACGCUUCAAGGAGAACCUUAUUUAUACGUACAUUGGUUCAGUGCUGGUGUCCAUGAACCCCUACAAAGAGCUGGAGAUCUACUCUAAACAGCACAUGGAGCGAUACAGGGGUGUCAAUUUCUAUGAAGUCUCACCUCACAUUUACGCUGUGGCUGAUAAUGCGUACCGCUCCAUGCGGACUGAGAGACGGGAUCAGUGCAUCCUCAUCUCAGGUGAGAGUGGUGCUGGAAAGACCGAAGCCUCCAAAAAGGUUCUGCAGUACUACGCCAUCACCUGCCCCGCCAGUGAUCAUGUGCAGACCGUCAAAGAUCGCCUGCUACAAUCCAACCCUGUGCUGGAGGCCUUUGGAAAUGCAAAAACUCUUCGGAAUGACAAUUCCAGUCGCUUUGGGAAAUACAUGGACAUUCAGUUUGACUUCAAGGGUGCUCCUGUAGGAGGUCACAUCAUUAACUACCUGUUGGAGAAAUCACGUGUGGUGCACCAGAGCCACGGUGAGAGGAACUUCCACAUCUUUUAUCAGCUUAUCGAGGGAGGAGAGGAUGAUCUGCUGAGGAGACUGGGCCUGGAGAAGAACGCCCAGCAGUACCAGUUUCUGGUGAAGGGUAACUGUCCCAAAGUGAGCUCCAUAAAUGACCGCAAUGACUGGAAGAUAGUGAGGAAAGCCUUGAGCGUCAUUGGCUUCAAUGAUGAUGAAGUGGAGGAGCUUUUGAACAUUAUUGCCAGUGUACUACACUUGGGGAAUGUCCAGUAUGGAGGAGAGGACAGCGGCAAUGCCUACAUCGCUACCGAGACCCAGAUUAAAUACUUAGCCAGGUUGUUAGGUGUGGAUGGCACUGUUCUUAAGGAGGCUCUAACACAUAAAAAGAUCAUUGCCAAAGGAGAAGAGCUGAUGAGUCCUUUAAAUCAAGAGCAGGCCGCUUCAGCACGGGAUGCCUUAUCUAAAGCCAUAUACGGUCGUACUUUUACUUGGCUGGUCAACAAAAUUAAUGACUCUCUGGCCUUCAAGGAUGAUUCAUUCAACAGUAAGAACGCCUCUGUCAUUGGUCUGCUAGAUAUCUAUGGCUUUGAGGUCUUUCAGAACAACAGUUUUGAGCAGUUUUGUAUCAACUAUUGUAACGAGAAGCUGCAGCAGCUCUUCAUUGAACUGACUCUGAAGUCGGAGCAGGAGGAAUAUGAAGCCGAGGGAAUCACGUGGGAGCCUGUGCAAUAUUUUAACAACAAGAUCAUUUGUGAUCUUGUGGAGGAGAAGUUUAAAGGAAUCAUUUCUAUCCUGGAUGAAGAGUGUCUCCGGCCUGGAGAUGCCAGUGACAUCACCUUCCUGGAGAAGCUUGAGGGCACUGUUGGUGGCCACGCACACUUCCUAACUCACAAGCUGGCUGAUGGAAAAACCCGUAAAGUGAUGGGUCGUGAGGAGUUCAGACUGAUCCACUACGCAGGAGAAGUGAACUACAAUGUGAACGGCUUCCUGGACAAGAACAAUGAUCUCCUUUUCAGAAACCUGAAGGAGAUCAUGUGUAUGUCCGAAAAUAAAAUCCUCACUCAGUGUUUUGACCGAGAAGAACUCUCAGACAAGAAACGCCCAGAGACGGCAGCAACCCAGUUCAAGAACAGCCUGGCCAAGUUGAUGGAAAUCCUGAUGUCUAAGGAACCGUCUUACGUGCGUUGCAUCAAGCCUAAUGAUGCCAAGCAAGCAGGGCGUUUCGAUGAAGUCCUCAUCAGGCACCAAGUAAAAUAUCUUGGUCUGAUGGAAAACCUUAGGGUGAGGAGAGCUGGCUUUGCAUAUCGCCGUCGCUACGAGACCUUCCUGCAGAGGUAUAAAUCCCUGUGUCCAGACACCUGGCCGAACUGGGAUGGCCGUCUGGUCGAUGGAGUGUCCACACUCGUCAAGCACCUCGGCUACAAACCUGAGGAGUACAAACUCGGCAGGACCAAAAUCUUCAUCCGCUUCCCCAAAACCUUGUUUGCAACUGAAGAUGCACUAGAAGUCAGAAAACACAGCCUCGCUACCAAACUGCAGUCAUCCUGGAAAGGCUACAGUCAAAAAACCAAAUACCGUAAAAUGCGUCAAUCGGCUAUCAAGAUCCAAGCCUGGUGGAGAGGUAUUCUGGCCCGCAGGGAAGCAAAGCGUAGGAGAGAUGCUGCCAACACCAUCCGCAGGUUCAUCAAAGGCUUCAUCUACCGCCACCAGCCACGUUGUCCAGAGAAUGAAUACUUCCUGGACUACGUUCGCUACUCGUUCCUAAUGAAGUUGCACAGGAACCUGCCUAAAACCGUUUUGGAUAAGAGCUGGCCAACGCCACCUCCCGCCCUCAUUGAGGCUUCAGAGCAGCUCCGCAAACUUUGCAUGCAGAAUAUGGUGUGGAAGUACUGCAAGAAUAUCAACCCGGAAUGGAAGCACCAGUUGGAGCAGAAGAUGGUUGCAAGUGAAAUCUUUAAGGACAAGAAGGACAACUACCCACAAAGCGUCCCAAAACUUUUUGUGGGCACAAGACUUAAUGGCGAGGACAUCAACCCUAAAGUGCAACAGGCUCUGGGGAAUGAGAAGAUGAAGUAUGCUGUUCCAGUGACUAAAUAUGAUAGAAAAGGAUACAAAGCACGCAACCGACAGCUCCUGCUCACGGCGAACAGUGCCAUCAUUGUGGAGGAAGCCAAGCUCAAACAGCGUAUCGACUACAGCUCACUGAAAGGGAUUUCUGUCAGCUCUCUGAGCGACGGCAUGUUCGUUCUCCAUGUUGCUUGUGAAGACAAUAAACAGAAAGGUGAUGUGGUGCUUCAGAGUGAGCAUGUCAUUGAGGCGUUAACCAAAGUGGCCAUCUGUGCUGACAAGAUGAACAACAUUAACAUCAACCAGGGAAGUAUAAAAUUCAAUAUGGCGCAAGGAAAAGAAGGGAUCAUAGAUUUUACAUCUGGCUCAGAGUUGCUGAUAGCCAAGGCUAAGAAUGGACACCUUUCUGUGACUGCCCCUCGCCUCAACUCAAGAUGAUGGACGAGUCACGACCAAACGCUCCCUGCAUUCUCACAGGAUCUUCCAGAUACGCUCCUCAGUACAUCAAUCACAUGACUAAAGGCGGAGCUUCUCUCUGCCAAUCAGAUGCCAGCCAGCUGCACCAAAGGCCUCUGCUUAAAGUUGUGAAAAUCCAGCAAACUUAUUUAUGUUUUGGGGGAUUAAUACGGUUAUAUGAAUAUUAUGAUUUGAUAUGUCAAAAAGCCAAGAUAAAACAACAUAUAUGUGCAUUUCCUGCACUCAGUCUUUAUCUAGCUUAUUUGGGGAAAUGUUGAUUUGUUAGAGAAGGUGACCUCCGCCAUGAUAACGAGGUAAAUCAGGGUUCAUAAUGAGUAGUUGUUGGGUUGCUUGGGUUUUAUUUAUGUUCACCCGUGAUUACUUUUAUUUUUCUAUGAAUUCUCCAAUCCAAACCUACUCCGAACCAAAACACUUUUGCGUUCAAAGAAAAGAUAUUAAUUACUUUUUGCAUAGAAGAUGACUUGUUCACUUCAACAGUUAAAUCUGCUCUACACGCUAUUUGUGUGACAUAAUUUUGCUCAUAAGUUAUUAAUAUUAGUUGAUGUGUUUAAAAAAGGAAGACAGACUUUUAGGAAGUGUAUACCAAGUGCAUUGAAGGUUAGCGUCAUGUAUGUAAAGUUACCGAAAGAAAUCUUAAUGUUGAUGGAAAGAAUCCGCACGCUAUGUCCAGUGAUAGUAUACUAUGCUAGAAAAAUAGACCCAUUUUUUACAUUAUGAUUCAUUCAUUAUUCAUUACCCACUUUAAGGGUUAAAUCUGAAUUCAGAGAUCAGUCAAUAUUUAUUUUCUCAGUUCCAAAUCUGUGCCUCAAAAUUUUAGAAAGUAUCUUUGAUAAAAUAAGUGUUCCUGCAAAAAUGAGAAGAAAUCCGAUGAUGGACAAAAGAGAGAAUUUUUGAGAGUGGUCUUUCCUCAUCGCUCAGGCUUUGUGCUCCUAAUUCACUGGACACAAUUAUCUCAUGUUAACCCCAUUUCCCAUAUUAGCGCUGCUCGAAACUUACUGCAAAGCUGGUGAGAGUUAGCCAUAAUAGUAGAGUAAGUUGUAUGUUAUCUACAAAACAAUAUGUAACUUGGCUUGAAGCAGGUUUGUGUAUAUGUAGAUAAUAGGUAACAAAGCACUACUAAAUGUUGUUUUAGAAACCAAAAAGUGAAAAUUUGGCAUACCCUAUUCACUGUAGGAUUUCAGGCACCUAAAACUCUUGAUAGCACAAUUGUUUGAGAUCACCUUGAUGUCAUGUCCGUCAAAGGAGAACGUUCAGAGAAACGCUGAGCAUGUGCCUGUCAUAGCUGGUGUCAUAGUUGAGGAUGCUUAAAAGAAAACACUGAAAGGAAACAUGUUAAAUGCUGGUGUAUGCAAAAGUGCCGCAUGUAAUGUAUUUAGAACAAAUAUCUAUUUUUGACAAUUAUAAAAAAAAUAAAAAUUAAAGAUACCCCAAUACUGUCCA